This is a messenger RNA of Moneuplotes crassus, 783 nucleotides long. The record is from the annotation of a GenBank genome assembly. NCBI's taxonomy places the organism in Eukaryota, Ciliophora, Spirotrichea, Euplotida, Euplotidae.
AUAGAAUUUAGUAAUAAUUUACAUUCAUAAACAUGUCAUGGGAAACCUUCUUCUGGGGUUCAGAUGCAGAAGCGAUCUACAGAAAUUUUCAUAGACAUAGGCUUUCAUUCAACUUUGUCCAAGUUAUGAGAGAUAUUAUGUCUUUAGUUCUCUUUGCGUUGAUAGGAAUAGCAUGGUAUUUUCUUGGGCAAUAUACCCUCCUAUUCUUGACCAAUUGGGGGAUUCAUUUAGCUUACAUUUCUCUUCAUUUGAAUUCGAUGGCUACUCAAGAUCAACAAAAUCAUCCAGGCAAAGUAAAAGGUUUUUUAAAAUGGAGAUGGAGACUUGCUGUUAUUAUUUUUCAAGUUGCUUUGAAUUUGGAAAUCCUUCUUACAAUCUUAUUCUGGGGAUUACUUUGGAAGACUCCUGAAGAAUAUACAUAUGGCCAUUUUAUUGCUAUCCUGGCUCAUUCUUUGCCAGCUGGCUUUCUACUAAUUGAUUUUCUAUUACAAAAAUGGGUAUUCAGAUUUAAUCAUAUAUGGUUCAUAUUCUUGACUGCAUUAAUCUAUGGUAUCGUCAACUUUAUGUUUGUAAAAUAUACAGGAGUCUAUGUCUAUCCAAUUCUGAAAUGGAAUGAUAUAGUUUCUAUUAUUCUUUCUUUCCUUGCUCUCGUGAUGAUUGCAGCAAUUCAAGGUUCCCUCUACAUAAUUAGUCUUCUCAACAAAAGAAGGAGCAAUAAGAUUCCAUUGUACGUUCCUAUUCAACUGAUUCAGACUAGAUAAGUAUUUUAUAAAGUUUCAAUUC